This is a messenger RNA of Frankliniella occidentalis (western flower thrips), 1009 nucleotides long. RefSeq names its product integumentary mucin C.1-like. The record is from RefSeq and is a predicted model, not a curated record. The transcript has 2 exons. The coding region runs from base 88 to 495 and encodes 135 amino acids. NCBI's taxonomy places the organism in Eukaryota, Metazoa, Arthropoda, Insecta, Thysanoptera, Thripidae.
CUGUCUGCCGAGGCUUCCGAGCUGGGGAGGCAAGGGCAGGGGUAGGGGUAGAUCGGUUAGAUUGUUGAUUCGGAGGACCGCAGAAUAAUGUCUGAGCCUGGUGGGCCUGGCGAGGCAACGCUAUCGCUUUCUAAGGCAGAUGAGAGCAUCGUGAUCAACCCGGACGUGACGGACCAAGUGCGAACCGAGAAGUCUGACACGAGCAGCUCUUCAACUGGUCACUCCCGUGCUACGACAACAGUGACCGUUGUCACAACUAAGACUCCAACGCGCACAGAGGUGGUGAAGACCAUCGUAUCCGUGUGCAAGGAUUCGGCUGCUGACGAAAACCGCGAUGCUUCAUCGACUCUUGCACUGCCCACAAUAACCCGCACUACCACCAAAGAGAUGACGAUCACCACAGGGACGGCCAUAGUGCGCAAUCUGGAGGAGCACUCCACCACCACUACUGCACCGAGCACAGAGUUGAGCAUAACAUCUUUUGAUGUGCUCUGAAUUUUUCAGCGGAAUGGGAGUUUGGCAGGUCGUAGCUCAGAGAAUCAAUAAUCUACCUUUGCCUCGUGAGGUCGUGAAUAUUGUCAUAGACUUAAUACAAUGAAAAUCAAAUUAUAUUGUAACUUUUAUUCUCAUUGAAAAGAUGUGCAGUUUGCAGCAUCGUAUCUUACAGCAAACACAUGGUAAAAGCUUUACUAGAGGAUGGUGACCUCUCUAUAUCCCAAGACAAAAGUGCCGUGGUGCAAAACAUUUCCACAGACAAACAGGUUUAUGUUUAUUUUUUUAACUGUGCAAGUAACUGGAAUGACAGGUGUUAAAAGAUGAGGAAAUGUUAUGCCAGAAUAAGAGAGAAUAUAAGUUCUGAACGCAAAUCAACGAACGGUGACGUUUCCAUACAGCUAAAAUUAUUUGUUAACGGUUCAUUAAUCAAUAAAUAUUGUGAGAUAAUUAUGUAAUUUGUACUUCCUGGAACUAUCAAGUAAAGGCCAUUGGGGCACUAAAUACAACACACUUA